Suillus plorans is the source of this 2292-nucleotide messenger RNA. RefSeq names its product P-loop containing nucleoside triphosphate hydrolase protein. The record is from RefSeq and is a predicted model, not a curated record. Gene Ontology annotation, cellular component: nucleus. Lineage: Eukaryota; Fungi; Basidiomycota; Agaricomycetes; Boletales; Suillaceae. The transcript has 11 exons. Bases 192 to 2123 code for a protein of 643 amino acids. Gene Ontology annotation, molecular function: ATP binding; nucleic acid binding.
ACUUGGAAUAUGCUAUGUGUAUGUAAAACCAGCUGUGAAGUAGCUAAGCAAUUACUUUUAAAAUUGAAACAAAAGUUACGAAAUAGUGGACCGUCAUGAUCACUAACAGAGCGGCGUAACCGAUUAUUAUCACAAAGUAGAUUUUCCUCCCCCAGCCGCCGCGCCGCGAAUUCAAGCCCCUUGAACCGCAGAUGUCUCUCCCAGUAUUCUCCCUUCCGACUUUACCUGACGCGCCGCCUAAAUCGAUACUCGCUUUACAAGGUCUUGAUCAAGCUUUAGUCGAAGCUGAAGUUGUCAAUCCCUCCUCUCGACUACCCAUAAUACCCGAAGGAGACGAUGUUCACACUGGGUUAUCCGAAAGGACGAGAAAGCGCCUCAUAGAACUAGGGAUUACUCAACUGUUUGCUGUCCAGACUGCACUUCUCCCUUUUCUGCUAGGUUCUUCCACCACGCGGAGGUCGCUGUACGAACCGUUUGACCUGUUACGGGAUGUAUGUGUUUCCGCGCCAACUGGAAGCGGAAAAACACUCGCAUAUGUGCUCCCAAUUGUCGAGAUUCUGUCAACAAGAAUUGUCACUCAUCUCCGUGCUCUCAUCGUUCUCCCGACGCGUGAUCUAGUCAUGCAAGUUCGAGAAACAUUAGAGGCGAUUGCAAAAGGACGAGGUUUGAAGAUUGGUUCAGCCACUGGACAACACUCAUUCGCUCACGAGCAGUCGCAACUAGUUGCGGACAUGUCAGCCAAACUGUCUGGUGGAUCGAGUAAAGUUGAUAUUUUGAUCUGUACACCAGGGCGCCUCAUUGAUCACCUUAACGGAACACCCAACUUUUCUCUACAACACCUCCGGUUCUUGGUGAUAGAUGAAGCCGAUCGAUUGCUUGCUCAGUCAUUCCAAGACUGGCUGGCUCAAGUUCUUGCCGCCACGCAACCAUCUCCCAGGAUGGCCCCUGAGACAACUAAAACCAAACGCCCAGUUUCCCUUUGUGAUUCUCUUGCCCCCGCUUUUCUUCACCUCCACGGGGAAGUAGACUUGCACACCGACAUUGAUGAAAAGAAACAUGCCUCAUGUCAAAAAUUACUGUUUUCCGCAACACUCACUAGUGACCCGGGAAAGCUUGCGGCUCUGGACCUCCGAAAUCCAAAGUACUUUGUUGUGCAAGGUCUAUCUGAAGAAUCAGAAAUCGAUGGUAUUCCCAAUAUUAUUGCAGAACGGUUCACCAUGCCCGAAGCACUAAAGGAACACAUGAUAAUCUGUGAGGCCCCUCAGAAACCAUUAAUGCUCUUCCAUCUUGUGCACAACCAUUCCGUCCGCAAUGCACUUGUUUUCACGAAGUCGUCCGAAUCGGCCUCUCGUCUUGUCCGUUUGUUCGAAUUCUUUGAGGCUGCUAUCUCCUCCAGCGAAAGUCCAAUUGUCGUUCGGUCAUAUUCGAGUGAUCUUCCGACCAACGAGCGCAGGACCAUAUUGGAGAAAUUCAAGGCCCAAGAGGUCCAUCUGCUCAUAUGUUCAGAUCUUAUAUCAAGAGGUAUCGACAUCAGCCAUGUAUCACACGUAGUCAGUUACGACGCACCGGUGGAUAUAAGAAAAUAUGUACACCGGGUUGGUCGAACUGCUCGAGCAGGGAGAACUGGAGACGCUUGGACGUUGGUUGAAGAACAGGAGGCAUAUUAUUUCAAAUCUAUGUUAAGAAGUGCAGGUCACCUGGAAAGGGUCCAACGAAUGAGAAUAUCAGAGAAAGACACGGUUUCACUCUUAUCGGCGUACGAGGUCAGUACACGUAAUCUAUUAUUCCCGCGGAGUGCGAACGAUAGAUGUGGCACCCUCUCAGAUAUCUCUGCGGAACCUCCGGGACGCGUACACACGGUAGUUUUCGGCAACCCUGUUAACUGGUCGACGUCGACGUUGGCAGGCUUUUGUAGAGGAUUGACGUUGAUCGCGAUGAGUCGCAUUGCAUUUGCAGCACUGCGCCGAUGCCACUACAUACAUAAUAGUCAUCACAACCGUUUUAAAUUAGUCAUAGAUGGCUCACAUACCCUGCAUCACAUUCGAUCAAGCUUUAGUAGGCUAAUUAGUUAUUUUAAGCGACGGCCCGAGAAUUUCAUCAGCAGUAUGACAAGCAGUUGCUAGUGUUAGGCUGGACAUGGACUAGAGUACUUCAAAACAGUCCGAUUACCAGGUUUCAGAUGUCGAGCUCGAUACCACUGAGAAGGCUCAGGUAUCUGAGUCGGAGUCCGUGUCAGACAAUGGUCGAACCAUGCAGUCGUUCGUAUCUCGGUUCUUUCUGUUUGGGAGGAAU